Molecule: messenger RNA, 2987 nt
Organism: Portunus trituberculatus (swimming crab)
Lineage: Eukaryota; Metazoa; Arthropoda; Malacostraca; Decapoda; Portunidae
Product: putative glutathione-specific gamma-glutamylcyclotransferase 2
Exons: 4
Coding region: 1661-2227 (188 amino acids)
Biological process (GO): glutathione catabolic process
Cellular component (GO): cytoplasm
Molecular function (GO): glutathione specific gamma-glutamylcyclotransferase activity; gamma-glutamylcyclotransferase activity
Source: RefSeq, a predicted model, not a curated record
AUGUGAAUGUGAAAUCUUAAUGAUGGCUCUACAGUUGUACCUAAAUCAACUGCAAUUUCACUAAGUGUAGUGGUUUACCUUCUAUGAGUACUCUAGUUAUGCAUAUAAUAAAUAGGAUCCCAGAUCAAAUCUGACAAAGAUUGACGCCAAAACUUAUACACUUGGUCUUAUCUGCAUUCAUUUUUAGAUCCCAGGAUUCAGCAACUGCAAUUAAAGAAUUAAUAUCUCUUUUAACUGUGCUAAUGUCUUGCAAUAUAGUGGAGAGAGAUUAUAAGGUUGUAUAAAGAAAUAUAAUUUAAGGUCAUCAGCAAAUGGUUUAAAGUUACAUGUCAAGGAAGCCCCAAUGUGGUUUAUGUAGAUAAGAAAAGAAACUAAUACAGAGCCCUGAGGUACCCCACUAACUAUUGAAAAUGAAGAACUGACCUGCCCACUACAACUACCUCAAUUGAUCUAUGAGAAAGAAAAGCCUCUAUCCAAGAAAGAAUAUCACCAUCAGUGCCUAUAUUAUAAAAUUUAGUAAGAAGAAUUUGAUGAUGUAAUGUGUCAAAAGCCACAAAAAAUCAGACUAUGAGAACAAUUGCUAUAUCCCUUGUCUAUCCAUCAUAGGUUAACAAAAGCUGAUCCUCCACAGACUUGCCACAUUGAAAACCAAACUGAUUAUUAUUAGGUAUAGAAUUUGUUUCCAAACACUUGAGCAUAUAAUUUUACCACAAUAAGCCUUUCCCAAGUUUUACAACACUAAUGUAAGACUUGCCAGUCUGUAGUUUAGGGGAUCACUUCUUUUGCCUUUUUUCAAUAUUAGAACUAUAAUGGAUUUUUUCAAGAUAGCAUGAAUUUCAGUCAAGGUAAUAGUGAAAAGAUCUUAUACAAGGGAUAAGCCAAAUUCUUCGCAAGUUUAUAGCACUGCUGGGUGUAUAAAGUCAGGCCCCAUUGUAAAAGACAUAUCAAUGUUGUUAAGUAUAUUUGAAAUGCAGUUGACUGUAAAAUGGAUUUUCUGAAAGGUUCCAUCAUGGAUCUGAUGUGGAAAUUGUAGGAGUCCAGAUAGUGUGGUGUAAACUGAGGCAAAGGAUGCACCAAGGAUAUGAGCCAUAUCUUUGGGAUCAGACACCAGAUUGUCAAUGUUGCCAAUGGAAACCACUGUGGGACAUCCAACUCUUACAUAACCAUGAAAAAGCUUAGGCUUUGUUGAAUAACUUUCAAGUAUGUGUUCUUCAUAACCUAUAUGCCUUUGUGUUGCAUAGUUUCUGUAUUCAAAAUUCACUUAAUGAAAAGAAUGCAAAGCUGCAACAGCAGGGAGAGAAUAUUUACCAUAAAGUUGUUUGUAAAGUGACCAAUUAUUUUUGUGUUUCUUAAUGAGUUCUUUAGUGGGUUUGUAGUCCCAUGCUUUGUAGAAUUUCUUUGAAGUUGAAUGGCGAGGCCUCUAUGCAGAAAUUAGAUUAAGGAGUUUGAAGUUCCAAUCUGCAGUGCUUAGGAAAUAAUUAGUUACUUUGAAGUUAGCCCUGGGUCACAAAGGGUAUUUAUCAUCUGAAUCUGUCAGUGUAGGUUUAAACUGGAAAACAUAUCUGCAAAGUAUAAUGCAAUCAUCACAGUUGGGAAAAGGGAAAAAAAACAGCAGGAAACUCUCAAUGUACAUCUGUGGCUCUGAUCUCAAUUGAGGGAAAUGUGGCUCUUUGGUUAUGGGUCCCUCACAUGGAAAGUGGACUUUCCUUACAAGCAACGAGUUGUGGGCUACAUCAAGGGAUAUUCUCGCAGGUUCUGGCAAGCUAGUGUUGACCACCGUGGAGUUCCGGGCAGGCCUGGCCGAGUGGUAACAUUAGUUGGCUCUGAAAAUCCUGAGGCUCAGGUGUGGGGAGCAGCCUAUGAAAUCCUUCCUCAGCAAGAGGCAGAGGUAACAAAGAAGCUUAAUAUCAGAGAGCAACGCUUUGACACCCGCUUGGAAAUGACCAUGUAUGAUGCUGAGGAUCAGAAGCUGCCUCAUCCAGUGAUGGUGUUUGUUGGCACCAGUCAGAAAGAACUGUUUUUGGGGGAUGCUCCCCUGGAAACCUUGGCCAAGCAGAUAUCAGAGUGUCAUGGUCCAUCAGGGCCAAACUAUGAGUAUCUCUUCCAGUUAGCUAAGUUCAUGAGGAUGGAGGUGCCAGAAGCCAAAGAUGAGCAUCUCUUUCAGUUGGAGAAGGCUGUAAAGAAUAUCCUUUUGAAUAUUAACGUAAAGUUUGUUUCUUCCUCAUGAAGUCUUUCAGGCUACUUGUUGCCCUAGUUUCUCAUUUUAUAUAGUGCACAUGAAUACUAUAACAUCAUACAUAUGUAUACAUAUAAUAAUGAAGUAUGAUAAUUGUGAUAACUAGGUACUGUUGCAGAUGAUAAUUAAUCUGUUCACAAUGUAUCUCUAACUACCUAUCUACUUAAUUAUACAGUUUGUUCUAUUUAGGAAUGAGGGGUUUGUAUAAGAUGUCUAAAGUGGAACUAGCCUAACUUGGUACUUGGGGUGUUGGGUGUACCUCUCCAUACUGUUACCACCUUAACCCUAAAGCCUGGGGGAUUUAUGUGUCAAGGACACUAAGAUAGCAGCACUACACAGCCUAUAUGCUUUAUGAAGUGUAUAAGAAGAUAUACAGCAUUGUUAUUCCAUCAUCAAAUUGAAAUUCAUUAAAGAAAUAGCUUGCAGUUGUAUAUAAUAAUAAUAAUAAUAAUAAUAAUAAUAAUAAUAAUAAAGCAAAAGAUAACAAUAUGAGUGAAAGAGAGAGGUGUUCAUAUGAUUUGACUAAAUAUGACAGCAAAGUGGGACAGGAACAGCCAACACUGAGUAACAAGUUAAUCUGGUUACACUAUAAUCUAUUAUAGAUGUUUUCUUACUGAAUUGCUUUCUUUUCAAUGUAAUUAAUCAUAGAAAGCAAUCUGUGAAGAGUCAAAGAAAGAAGUUAAUAGUAUGUAUGCAGAGAUUACAGGUACUGGUGUUGUCAAUAUAUGUAAAUAAAUUACAAUGUUUUGGG